AGACGUCUGUAGAAGAUGGAUAGCUCGUUGACAUUGAACAAGAGUCUAGCCAACGGCAGUGGCUCCGUGUCCUGCUAUGCCGAGCCCCAGCACGUCUCCAUCACCGUGUUCAUCUCCCUGGUCUUCCUGGUCGGCUUCUUCCUCAACAGCUUCAGUCUGUGGGUCUUCUGUUACAAAGUGCCAAGCUGGAGUUCUGGUACGGUGCUGCAGUUCAAUCUGGCUCUGAGCGAUGCCAUUGGCUCCCCGGGGACACUUAUUAUGGCGGUGAACUUCGCCUUGGGCCACUGGCCAUUCGGAAGGUUUCUGUGCCAAAUCAAGAUUGCGCUACUCAGCACGCACUUCUAUGGCAGCACCAUGUUCCUCACCCUCAUCAGUGUGCAUCGGUAUGUGGCAGUUGUCUAUUUCAACAAAAGGUCAUAUAUGAAACAGAAGGGAUUUGUCUCAAAGUUGUGUGGUGGAGUGUGGGUCAUGCUUCUGGUAAAAACGGCGGUCUAUGCAGUGUGCCUUCCCCCUACCAAGGAAGGCAAUACAACUCAAUGUCACAGCAUUCAUCAGAACAAUCUUACCAAUAUUCACUUUGCCUUAAACUUUCUGUUGUUUACAUUUGGGUUCAUUUUGCCGUUUUCUGUUUCUGCAAUCUGCUAUAGCCGCCUGGCAAGUGUAGUGUCCAGCAUCAAUAUCAACACAGGCAAAGGUCUUGCUGUUAAGACCAAGUCUCUGAGGAUGAUUGGGAUUUGUCUAGUGAUAUUUGGACUCUGCUUCCUCCCAUUUCACAUUGCAAGGACAACAGCGGUGGUGAUCAAAAAGUACUACUCGACAGAGUGUCGUACUCUCCUGCGUGUUGAAACUGGGUAUUAUGUGUGUGUAAUCCUUGCAGGUUUUAAUUGUUGCCUGGAUCCCCUAUUGUAUGUUUUUGGUUCGCAGAGUUUCGCUAAGGCUUUCAAGAAUUCUUUAAAGAUCAGGUCUAAGCAUAAAGGUGAAGACAAAAGGGAGUCCGAUGGACUAGGUCUAAGUGGGACGGAUGCUUUUUGAAUUCAGUAUUAUUUACCU
This is a messenger RNA of Osmerus eperlanus (European smelt), 1050 nucleotides long. RefSeq names its product P2Y purinoceptor 2. The record is from RefSeq and is a predicted model, not a curated record. Lineage: Eukaryota; Metazoa; Chordata; Actinopteri; Osmeriformes; Osmeridae. Bases 16 to 1032 code for a protein of 338 amino acids. Gene Ontology annotation, molecular function: G protein-coupled receptor activity. The transcript has a single exon. Gene Ontology annotation, cellular component: plasma membrane. Gene Ontology annotation, biological process: G protein-coupled receptor signaling pathway.